CAUUACUCUCUGUAUUAAGCCCUAGCUUUGUGGCCUUGAUCGCGUUUACUUCUCGAGAAAAUAAAUAUAGACCUAGAAUAAUGUCCUAUAGGCUUUUUCUUUCAUCUUCACUUUCAUGAAUGAGAGAUAAGAAGAAGAAGAAAUUUACUGAAGGAGAAAAGAGGAGGCUUGAGAGUUCAGGAAACAGGGAAUCUAUCGGUUACAUUUGUCCAGUAGGCUUGAGCGAUAGCAGUAGUUCUUUUUUUUUUUCCCCCAGUUAUCGGAUGCUAAAAUGGUUGGGCAAAUUAAGCAAAUGAACAAAAUUUAGUAACAGCUCCAGUUAGGGUCUGUCAAUGAAGGCUCAGUUUGUUUGGGGUUUAUGGAACCCUUGUUGCUUUAUUAAAUUUUUUACUUUAAGCAAAAAAGUUCCUUUUUCGUGGGAGAGAAUUCCAAUCCAUCUCUCCUAAUGAAGGUUUUGGGGUUUAGAUCUUUCCCUUUGAGCCAAAGCUUGAGUAACUUUAUCUGAUAGUCUAUUCCAUUUGACUAAGUUCAAUGAAGUGGAGUUUUGUUAGAAGUUGUUGGAGACCAGCCAAGGAGAGAGAGGUUAUCGCUGUGCUGAAGCUAAUAUCUCAUACUGCAAAAAAUUUUCCUGGUGUUUUUUACCAUGGAAAGCCCAGUGCAAUUUUACCUUUGAUUGGUCGGAUAUUGCCCUUCUUUGCAGAACCUGAAUUCUGUUCUCGACAUGGAGUGAUCUUUGAGACUGUUGGAUCAUUAUUAUCCUUGCUUCGCACUGGAGCACGAGAUGCAUACCGACAGUUUUUCAUUGAUGCCAUGUUAGCUAUUGAAGAUCUUUUAUAUGUGGCAUCAAUUUGUGCCAACAACAGGAGUGUUGCAGAAUCUGCAAGAUCGAGUGUCAAGUGUUUCCGUGAGUCUUUUACUGGAGUUCUGGAUGAUUCAACCUGUCUUUGUGAUCUCCCAGCAAGUAAUAAAAUCAGUGAUGGCCCUGGUAUUUUGAUUAAUACUACGGGCAGGAGGAGGUGGCAGCCUUUUGCAGCAUGUAUCGUUAAGCUUCUGAGCAAAUGCAUUGCUGAAGGAACUCUGUAUGUGGAAGGACUCAUAGGUGUGUCAAAUGUUUCGGCUGCAUGCUCCCUAUUAUGUUAUGGAAAUGCUGAUCUGCAUAUGGCAUGCUUUGAUUUUGCACGCAUCGUUCAAUCAGUGAUAAAUUAUGACAUUGUUCCUUGUGAGAAUUUGAUCCAGUCCGUAUGCACCAUAUUGAGUGAGAACAAAGACGGAUUCCCUGUUUUAAGAGACAUGGCCUAUGAUUCCUCUUUGGGCACUUGUCUUGAUGUAAUACACUCUCGUUGUCCUGAUGAUGUGGUCAAGCUCACAGCUGCCGAUGUAGUCAAUGUUUUCCCUCAAUCAGUGUGCAGAACCAAAAGCCAAGAGCUCAAGGUUGCAUUGUGCAAUGCAUACACACGGAUUGCUAAAACUUGCCCUCCUCAUAUCUGGAGGCCGCAGUCUCUUAUUAAUAUGCUCUGUCUUCCUGAACCUUGUUUUCCAUUGAUUAAUUGCUUUCGAGUAGCUCUGUCCCUACUUGGUCCCGAUCAUAAUGAAGGCAGUAUAAGAAAUAAUGAUAGUUUGGGUUUACCAUUGCCAAUAAAUACCUCAGUUGAGUACUCGAGGGUUGGAGAGAAAAGGCAUAUCCUGGAUGUUGAUGGUUUCAAUGUCAAACGUCAUAAGGUAGAUGAAGAAGUUAUGGCUUCUAAUAUUGAUGUUCCGAAAGGCAAGCUUUAUCAUUCAGCUUAUUCUGAAAUAGAGGUAGAUUAUGCCAAUUAUGUGUAUAAAUCACUUCUUUCAUUUGUGGAACUGUUGAGCCCUCCUCCAGCCCAAUCCAAUUCGUUUGGGCCAGAUGUUUUGUUAUCAGCUCUUAGCAUCCUUUGCACUGCCUUCUCUACAAAUACAAAAACAAAUAUGUCACUUCGCAUCUUUCAGCUGAUGCAUGAAUGGAUCCCUUGGAUAUGUGAGCAGGCAAAGCAGGGAAGUUCAAUUCCAUUUUAUAUUUCCAUCUAUCUGGAAGGAAUUCAUGGCAUCAUGCUUAUGCAGAGUAAGAGAGUUUGCAUUCUUUCCAUUGAGAAUAAGCUCCUCAAAACUAAGCGUGAUGCUGCAGAUCUUAUACAUGUAGUGCUAAAGCUUCCAUGGACCCAUUUCCUUGCGGUAAAUGAGCCUCAUCCUCUAUGGAAAAUAAAAUGUAUCUCUGUCCAAGUGGCAUCAAAGCUUGGACCUAGCUUGAAAACUGAAAGUGAUUUGGAAAUCUUGGAUUUGGGUCUUUCCGAUGAAGUGGAAGAAGUUCGAUUGGAAGCAAUGAUUUCUAUGCCAGUAAUGGUCUUGUGGUCCGGUCUGGAAGUACUCACACAUAUGUUUAGAAGGCUACAGUUUUUGGAGAAAGAAGGGCAUGCUAAAGUUAAGAAGAUUAUCCCUUCAACUCUUGGUUUUCUGUCAUGCCUUUAUGGAUCUUGCAAGGGUCUUAGUGCUGUAGAUAAAGGUGAAUGCAAGUUGUUUCUAAAUGUUGAUACUGAAAAGCGCAUUGAGACUGUAGAUUAUUUACUGCAAGGAUUCUGGUGCUCGAAGUGUGACAAACAUGUUCAGCACAAUCAUGAGCUAUGCACAAUGGAACUGUCUCAUAUACAAAGUGUGGAAGUAGGUUUGAAUUGUGAUUUUUCCCAUCUGCAAUCUUUCUUUUUCAAGCUUAUCUAUAACGAGUCUUCUGAAGAGAUUGCACUUGCCUGCGUGAAUACUAUAAAGCGUAUCCUUGUACAUGGGCCUGCAGAUAUUUUGCUUAAAACAAGACUGGAAUGGAUUAAGUGCAUUGAAUUUCAUCUGCUUCAUAGAAAUAAGGCUAUAAGAGAAGCUUUUUGUUUACAGGUUGGUUCCUUCCUUGAGGAUUCUGUAUUGAGUUGUCUAUUUGUGGAUGGGGAUGGAUCAAAUAAGAAUAAAGAACAGAAAUUCCUGGACAUUAUUAAACAUGCUUUGGUAGCAACUGAAGAUCCACAAAUCUUUGAAACUCUUUUGGAGUCUGUAGCAGAAAUUAUGAUCGUUGUUGAUAUUUACAGUCAGCUUUUUUUCUUUUCGCUUAUAUUGUUGGUUGAUCAGCUGGAUAACUCACAUGUGUCGGUGAGGAUAAAUGCUUCUAGGUUAAUACAUAAAUGUUGCUCCUUCCAUCUUAAAGGAGGACUUGAGCUACUGCUUUCGAAAGUUGUUCAUAUUCGGAAUGACUUGUUUGAUUAUCUAUCUUGGAGACUUGUAAGCCGCCCCAAAAUUGUCAGAGAGUUUGCAGAGGCCAUUUUUGGCGUCGAGACAGAAGAACUUGUAAAAAAAAUGACCCCGAUAGUUCUUCCAAAGCUUGUAGUUUCUCAACAGGACAAUGAUCAAGCGAUUCACACCUUGUAUGAGUUAGCCAAGUGUUUGAAUACUGACAUGGUGCCUCUUAUAGUUAAUUGGCUACCCAAAGUGCUUGCAUAUGCUCUCCAUCAAGCUGAUAGACAAAAGUUGCUUAAUACUCUGCAAUUUUACCACGAGCAGACUGGUUCUGACAACCAAGAACUAUUUGCAGCUGCAUUACCUGCACUUCUUGAUGAACUAAUUUGCUUUCUUGAUGGUGGUGAUCCACCUGAGAUAACUAACCGGUUAGCAAGGGUACCUGAUAUGAUAAAAGAAGUUGCUAAAGUUCUGACUGGCGUGGAGGAUCUUCCUGGAUUCUUGAGGAAUCAUUUUGUUGGCCUCCUUAACAGUAUUGAUAGGAAAAUGCUUCAUGCAGAGGAUGUUUCGCUGCAGAAACAAGCUUUGCAGCGCAUUGAGAUGCUAAUUGAAAUGAUGGGCUCUCAUCUUAAUACUUAUGUGCCAAAGUUAAUGGUUCUUCUCAUGCAUGCUAUUGAUAAGGAAACACUACAGAGUGAAGGCCUAUCUGUCUUGCACUUUUUCAUCGAGCAAUUAGCAAAAAAAUCAUCAUCUAGCAUCAAACACAUAAUUUGUCAGGUUUUUGCCGCUCUUAUUCCUUUCUUGGAGAAGGAAAAAGAAAGUCCUUCCAUGCAUUUGAAUAAGGCUGUGAAAAUUUUGGAAGGGCUGGUUUUGAAAAACAAAGUUAUCCUUAAGCAGCAUAUACAUGAAUUUGCUCCACUUCCCAGCAUUCCCGCGCUAACAGAAGUUAAUAAUGCUAUCCAAGAAGCUCGUGGAUCCAUAAAUUUGAAGGAUCAGUUAAGAGACAUUGUUGACGGUCUAAAUCACGAGAACCUGAAUGUGAGGUAUAUGGUAGCACGUGAGUUGAGCAAGCUACUGGAUCUGAGAAGGGAUGAUGUUACUGCUCUAAUCACUGGUGAAGUUACAUCGGAAAUGGAUGUUUUGAGCUCUUUGAUCACAUCGUUACUGAGAGGAUGUGCCGAAGAAUCAAGAACUGUUGUUGGACAGCGGCUUAAGUUAGUAUGUGCUGAUUGCCUCGGUGCAUUAGGUGCAGUUGACCCUGCCAAAGUGAAGGGUCUUUCAUGCCAGCGCUUCAAAAUCGAAUGUUCAGAUGACGACCUUAUCUUUGAGUUGAUCCACAGGCAUCUGGCCAGGGCGUUUAGAGCUGCACCAGACACCAUUAUUCAAGACUCAGCUGCAUUGGCCAUACAGGAGCUGUUAAAGAUUGCAGGUUGUGAAGCAUCGCUAGAUGAGAAUGUUGCUGCUCGUGUAUCACAGACAAUGAAGGAUAAGGAGAUUGUGAAAGUCACACCACAUGGGAAUAAGAGUAGUGGCAGCAGUGAGAUGAAUAGGAGAGGUCAGAGAUUAUGGGACCGGUUCUCCAAUUAUGUAAAAGAGAUAAUAACUCCUUGCUUAACAUCUAGAUUUCAGCUUCCAAAUGUGUCUGAAUCAGUAUCUUCUGGCCCUAUCUACAGGCCUUCUAUGUCUUUCAGAAGAUGGAUAUUCUUUUGGAUAAAAAAGCUGACUGCACAUGCAACUGGCUCGCGUGCAAGUAUAUUUAAUUCUUGUCGAGGCAUAGUGCGUCACGACAUGCAAACAGCAGUAUAUUUGCUGCCGUAUUUAGUACUCAAUGUUGUUUGUCAUGGUACUGAGGAGGCACGCCAAAGCAUAGCUGAAGAAAUCCUUUCUGUUCUUGAUGCUGCAGCAUCCGAAAACAACAGAGCUGCAGUUCACGGUUUUAGUGGUGGGAAAAGUGAAGUUUGCAUUCAAGCUGUGUUCACACUCCUUGAUAAUCUUGGGCAAUGGGUGGAUGACGUUGAACGAGAAGUAGCUCUCUCCCAAUCCUUGCUAUCACUUUCUAAGCAACAGACUUCCAAGUCAAAGAAUCAGAGCCCAAUUUCUUUGACAGAUCAGGAUCAACUCCUGAUACAGUGUAAAUAUGUUUCGGAACUUCUAACUGCAAUCCCAAAGCUAAGCCUUGCCAGGGCUUCUUUUCGAUGUCAGGCUUAUGCAAGGUCUUUGAUGUACUUUGAGUCUCAUGUGCGUUCAAAGUCAGGUUCGUUUAACCCUGCCGCAGAGAGGAGUGGUAUUUUUGAGGAUGAAGAUGUUUCUUAUUUGAUGGAAAUAUAUAGCUGCAUGGAUGAACCGGAUGGCCUUUCUGGCUUAGCAUGUUUACGUAAAUCAUUAAGCUUACAAGACCAGCUCUUAGUAAACAAAAAGGCAGGAAACUGGGCUGAGGUUUUAACUUCUUGUGAACAAGCUUUGCAAAUGGAACCCAAAUCAGUUCAGAGGCAUUCAGAUGUCCUUAAUUGUUUACUGAACACAUGUCAUCUUCAGGCCAUGGUCACUCAUGUGGAUGGUUUAAUAUCUAGGAUCCCUCAAUACAAGAAAACAUGGUGCAUGCAAGGUGUGCAGGCAGCAUGGAGGCUUAGCAGGUGGGACUUGAUGGAUGAGUACCUUAGCGGAGCUGAUGAAGAAGGCUUACUUUGUAGCAGCUCUGAGAGUAAUGCGUCUUUUGAAUUGGAUGUUGCCAAGAUUCUACAGGCAAUGAUGAAGAAAGAUCAAUUUUCAGUUGCUGAGAAAAUUGCAUUGUCCAAACAAGCUCUGAUUGCUCCUCUUGCUGCUGCAGGUAUGGAUUCGUAUAUGAGAGCUUAUCCGUUUGUCGUUAAACUUCACGUGCUGCGGGAGUUAGACGACUUCCACUCUCUUCUUGCUGAGAACUCUUUCUUGGAGACAUCAUUUCGCUUGGGUGAUCCGAGGUUCACAAAAGUAAUGGAGAACUGGGAAAAUAGACUGAGAUUUACACAACCAUCCCUCUGGGCAAGGGAGCCACUUUUGGCUUUUCGAAGGCUGGUGUAUAGUGCAAGUGGUCUUAGUGCUCAAGUUGGGAACUGCUGGAUUCAAUAUGCAAAGCUGUGUCGCUUGGCUGGUCACUAUGAGACUGCAAACCAGGCAAUUUUAGAAGCCCAGGCUUCAGGGGCACCUAAUGUUCACAUGGAGAAGGCCAAGCUUAUGUGGAGUACUAGGCGAGCAGAUGGUGCUAUUGCAGAGUUGCAGCAAUCUCUCCUGAACAUGCCGGUAGAGGUGAUAGGCUCUGCUGCAAUAUCAUCAAUCACUAGCCUGUCACUUGUUCCCCUGAACCCACCACCUUUACCUUGUGACUCACAAGCUAUAAAUGAAAAUCGAGAGAUUGCAAAGACCCUCCUCUUGUACUCCAGAUGGAUUCAUUACACUGGGCAGAAGCAGAAGGAAGAUGUUAUAAGUCUUUACUCCAGGGUGAAGGAACUGCAGCCCAAGUGGGAUAAAGGAUACUUCUACAUGGCUAAGUAUUGUGAUGAAGUGCUUAUUGAUGCUAGGAAACGCCAGGAAGAUAAUUUUGAACUGGGCCCAAGGACAGUAGCAUCAACUUUUUCUAUUGCCUCCUCGAAUUUAAAUUCAGAGAAGCGCUGGUGGUCUUACUUACCUGAUGUACUGUUAUUCUAUGCUAAGGGGCUUCAUCGGGGGCACAAGAAUCUUUUUCAGGCACUUCCAAGAUUAUUGACUCUUUGGUUUGAUUUUGGGAGCUUUUAUCAGAGAAGUGGCUCAUCAUCCAAUAAUGAUUUGAAAAAUGUUCAUCUGAAGGUAUUGAGUAUAAUGCGAGGCUGUUUGAAGGAUCUGCCAACCUACCAGUGGUUGACAGUGCUGCCUCAGUUGGUUUCUAGAAUCUGCCACCAGAACGAAGAAAUUGUUAGUUUAGUUAAGCACAUCAUCACAUCUGUUCUCAGACAAUACCCUCAGCAAGCUUUAUGGAUUAUGGCUGCCGUUUCAAAAUCCACCAUUCCUUCAAGGCGGGCAACGGCUGCAGAGAUCAUACAAGAUGCACGAAAAAGGUUCAACCAAGGAAAUGGCAAUAGCAACAUAUUUGUUCAGUUUGCUAGCCUGAUUGAUCAUCUAAUUAAACUUUGCUUCCAUGGGGGCCAGCCUAAAGCAAAGACAAUAAAUAUAUCAACCGAAUUCAGUGCCUUGAAGAGGAUGAUGCCCAUGGGAAUCAUCAUGCCACUUCAGCAAUCCCUUACAGUUAAUAUUCCAACCUAUGAUGUGAAUCUUUCUGAUUCACGUACAUCUGAUAUCUUCUCUAACUCGGAUCUUCCAACAAUAUUGGGAAUAGCAGAUGAGGCUGAAAUUCUUACAUCUCUGCAGCGACCUAAGAAGAUAGUCUUGCUGGGUAGUGAUGGCAUUGAGCGUCCAUUCCUCUGCAAACCCAAGGAUGACCUCAGGAAAGAUGCCCGUAUGAUGGAGUUUACUGCUAUGAUAAACCGUUUAUUAUCCAAAUACUCUGAAAGCCGUCGGAGAAAGCUCUACAUUCGCACCUUUGCAGUAAUUCCAUUGACAGAAGAUUGUGGCAUGGUGGAAUGGGUGCCUCACACUCGUGGACUUCGUCAUAUACUUCAAGACAUAUAUAUAACAUGUGGAAAAUUUGAUAGGCAGAGGACCAAUCCUCAAAUUAAACGGAUUUAUGAUCAGUGCCAAGGGAAGAUGCCUGAGGUUGAGAUGCUGGAGAAUAAGAUCCUUCCAAUGUUUCCUCCAGUUUUUCAUAAAUGGUUCUUGAAUACAUUCUCUGAGCCUGCGGCCUGGUUUAGAGCUCGAAUUGCUUAUGCUCAUACAACUGCAGUAUGGUCCAUGGUUGGGCAUAUUGUAGGAUUGGGUGAUCGACAUGGAGAAAAUAUUCUCUUUGAUUCUACGACUGGCGACUGUGUACACGUUGAUUUCAGUUGCUUAUUCGACAAAGGUUUGCAGUUGGAGAAGCCUGAGCUGGUGCCUUUUAGGCUCACACAGAACAUGAUUGAUGGCUUGGGCAUAACUGGAUAUGAGGGUAUCUUCUUGAGGGUCUGCGAGAUAACCCUUUCAGUAUUGAGGACACACAGGGAGACUUUAAUGAGUAUUCUUGAAACUUUCAUUCAUGAUCCUCUUGUGGAGUGGACAAAAUCUCACAAAUCUAGUGGCGUGGAAGUUCAGAACCCACAUGCACAGCGUGCCAUCAGUUACAUUGAGGCAAGGUUGCAAGGAGUUGUUGUGGGUGUUGGGGCAGCUCCAUCUUUGCCUCUUGCUGUUGAAGGUCAGGCACGCCGCUUAAUUGCAGAAGCAGUCUCCCAUAAAAAUCUUGGGAAGAUGUAUAUAUGGUGGAUGCCAUGGUUUUGAGGGGAACUGUAGUGUGGGAGGUCCUGCAUGAAUUGGACAUGGACCAGAACUUUCUUUUGGGAGACUAUGGGUUGGUUGCAACGAUCAUUUAAUUAACGUUUCAGGCGUUCAAGUUUCAUGCAAAAAGAUGAGCACCAUAUAUCAUUCUCGGCUC
This is a messenger RNA of Tripterygium wilfordii, 8764 nucleotides long. RefSeq names its product serine/threonine-protein kinase ATR. The transcript is spliced from 16 exons. Lineage: Eukaryota; Viridiplantae; Streptophyta; Magnoliopsida; Celastrales; Celastraceae. Gene Ontology annotation, biological process: protein phosphorylation; telomere maintenance; DNA damage checkpoint signaling. Gene Ontology annotation, molecular function: protein binding; protein serine/threonine kinase activity. The record is from RefSeq and is a predicted model, not a curated record. Bases 532 to 8610 code for a protein of 2692 amino acids. Gene Ontology annotation, cellular component: nucleus.